Sphaerodactylus townsendi is the source of this 4343-nucleotide messenger RNA. It is a transcript of the gene KANSL1L, whose product is annotated as KAT8 regulatory NSL complex subunit 1 like. The coding region runs from base 144 to 3116 and encodes 990 amino acids. Gene Ontology annotation, molecular function: histone acetyltransferase binding. Lineage: Eukaryota; Metazoa; Chordata; Lepidosauria; Squamata; Sphaerodactylidae. The transcript is spliced from 16 exons. Gene Ontology annotation, cellular component: NSL complex. The record is from RefSeq and is a predicted model, not a curated record.
GCUGAGGCGGCUGUUUGGGAGCCGAGCGACUGUUGAAGGAGCGGCGAAGAAAGCGGGUGAAGAAAUAGCGGGACGCCGCCGCGCAGAAGGGGGCGGCAACCGCAGCGGGGCAGCAGAUUUAGCGUAAACUGCUUAGAGCAGCUAUGACACCUGCUCUCCGAGAGAAAGUCAUGAAAGGUCAUGGUCUCUGUUUCUCCUCUUCCUUGCCUUCUGAAGCUAUGGAGUCCAGCGAAACGUUGGGCCUGGGAAAUGCCAAAACCAUCAAAGAGAAGACAAAGGAGGAUUCUGUGACACAGAUAACAUACUCCGUGUUGGGGUUUCCCACCCAACCAUCCCAUCUCCAAAGCAAUCUCUUUAAUUUAAAGUACUUUGGCUCGCAGUCUUCCAAACAUUAUCCCGUAUUAACAAACCCCGCUUCUUCUUUCAGUGUAUACCAUAAACAUUGUAUGCAGAGGAGCUUGGAAGAGCAAAAUUGUUCCAAGACAAGGAAUCCUUUGGGUAACAGCACUAAUGCACACUUCAAUCAGAUUAUUAAUCCAGCAUCUAGAGAGCAGGUCGAAGGGGAGAAUUUAUUAGCAGUGACCACACACAGCUCUUCAGGAAUGGGGAAGCCACUGGAGCCACGUAUAAUUGAAUCCAGUAGUGUAGAAGAAAAGCAGCUCUCUAACUGUAAAUGGCAUUGGAAGAAUGGCUUUUUAAGCAAGUCUUUAUUUGUCACUGCUGAGAAGAAAGAAGGAAACGUGUUCCACCAAGCUCAUCACAACGCCCCGGAAAGAAAAACGGGCUGCAAUCCCAGCAGUAAAGAGCAGGAGUUGAAUUUUCGAUUAUGCCAAUGUGUCAACAAGCAACAGGCCUUGCUAAGCCGGGCCAAAAGGGCUCAGAAACAUUUGCAGAUACUCUUGGCAAAGCAUGUCGUCAAGCACUACAACCAGCAGAUCCAAUAUUUUGUGAAGCAUCAGCUGCAGAGAAUGAAAACGUUUCACAAUCCCAGCAGAAUGUCGGGCGGCAGUUGUCUAAGAUAUGCCGAAAUCUGCCCAGAAAACAUUAAUCUUGAGGCGAGGGUGAAUAAACAUCUGCAGCGUGAUUUCACCGUUGCCCGGGGGGAAGUCCAGUUAUUUGCUCGCUCUGCGACUGGGUUACUGUCUCACGUGGAAAAGAGUUUGGAUUCUGACGCUACUUGCAGCAGCUCCAGUGAAGACGAGGAGGAGGAAAUUUCCAGAAGAGUUGUGGCGCUUAAUUAUAGAUCUGACUGGCAAUGGCUGGUGGACAGAGCUAAAAUUGGCUGCCGCUGGACAUGGCUUCAAGCUCAGAUUUCGGAGAUGGAGUACAAAAUCCAACAGCUCACGGACCUUCACAGACAGAUCCAUGCCACCAAGGGAAUGGUGAUCUUGGAAGAAAUGCCAACUCCAAAAGACAUCCCGAAGAAACCGACACAAUUGACAGGCGGAGAAGCGUUGGUUCACACCGCAGGGCAUUCUCAAGCCCAUCUCGAAAGGCAGGGCGCCUGGCCAGAAAACGAUUUUGAAAUAUCACCAAGCAGUCCGACUCUGCUUCUCCGAAACAUAGAGAAACAGAGUGCUCAGCUGAGCGAAAUAAUCAGCAGUCUGAUGGCUCCGUUCAGCCUUUCUCCCACAUCCUCUCCUCUGUCCUCAAAGGCCUGUAAACAGAAGGACACGGUCAAUGGCAUCUCUCUCAGAGGCGCAGAGACGAGCGAGGACCUUUCCUCUUCCAGCAGUUGGCUGCUCGACCAGCAGCACCUGAAGAGGAAAAGGAAAGACAAGCCAAGGCCGAAAGCUUCCUCCGUUUCGGCGGGGAGCACGUCCGCUCGCACCAGGCCGGCUCAGAGUUUCCAGAGGAGAAAACUGUACAAAAUGAAGACUGCAUUUGAUUUGGAUCAGCAGGCUGCGACACUGAGAGACGCCUUGCUUCAUUCUAACACAGAGAAGGUUGCUCCAGCCGGCACUUGUUAUAGCUAUGAGCAGUGCAGAAGACAGCUUCUGUUAGAACUUGACUCCUCGUUCCAUCCCAUCUUAUCAUUUCCAUCAGAUACUCCUUUUCAUGUACACUUGAAAACGUUGCUUCGGAAAAGUGACAUCAGAAAUGACCCUUUUGAAACUUCUGCCCUUGGCUUGGAGUUUGAAAUGUCUCCAUCUAAUGAACGUCGCCAGUACCAGGCUUCUGCGCAGCAGUGGAGCUGUGGCCACCAGUCCGGUUCCAACCAUCGGCUUUUGUGCGAAAUGCCUGUGCCGCUACCAGAAGGAAGAAAGAAAAGACAUUUAAGCGAGACAGCAAUUGUGGCAGGAGAGAACAACAACAGAUUUGAAGCCUUUUCCUUCCAACAAGAAGAACAGGAACCCCAUAACCAUUUUCCAGGAGCUGCCAAUGGCAACCUGUCUAGAGCUAGUGACAAUGCAUCAUCACAGCUCAAUGCAAGGCGGAGGCUGAGAAGUGAGAGCUCCUACGACAUCGAUAACUUCGUGAUCCCGAUGUCGCUGGUUGCGCCAUCGAAACUGGAGAAGUUGCAGUAUAAAGAGAUUCUCACUCCGAGCUGGAGAACAGUUAGUUUUGUGCCUUUGGGAAGUCUCCAUGAAGGUGAAGAAAAGGUGGAAGAUCUGUCUGACGAAGCCUAUUCUUCACGGCAUGCAAAGUACGAAGAGAAGGAGAGGGCUCGGUGGUCGCUCUGGGAACAGUGCCAGUGGCCCAAAAGAAACAGAACAUACAGCAGAAAUUCCGAGGGAUACGAUACAUCGCUGAAGCACGACAACUCUGAUCUUGCGUACCAUUUUGGCGAAAAUACCGCUGAUACUUCAGAAUCCGACAGUUCUGUCUACUGGAGCGUACCACGUUCAUUAGAACAAAGCCAAGAAUCUGAUUCGUGGGAAUGUCGCAUUUUUCCGCUCAAGGAAAAAGAAGCAGAAGCGUUAAUAGGCCAGGAGCAGCUGCCAGCACAACUAGAAAGUUUAGCUGCGCCUCCCUGCAGUGGCUCGGACUGUGCUUCGCCCGCUGCCUUCUGUUUGCCAAACCACGAGGCAGUCCACAAGAAGAGGUCUGCCGAAGAGCUGGCGGAUUGCAACCAAGUUGUCUCGGGAAUCGGCGGCACGAGGAAGCAGAGGUGACAGAAAAGGAAGCGGCCAAUGAAGGAGCCCGUUUGGGUGAAGGAUGCGCAAGGUGGAAUGAGAUCACAAAGGCAAUUUCUUUCAUCCUGAGCUCCAAGGAAAAAAAACUUCCCCGUCUGGAAAUCUAACUUCCCGUGCUUCAGAAAGGGAUGAUCUUAAAACGACAUCAUCCACGUACUGCAGCAUCUUAAACUAGUUGUGUCAGAUAUUCAAACACAUGUACAGGGUAACGGAAUAUGCUUUUUAAACCUAGCAAAGCAACAAUUUCAACUAGUCUCAGAAAAGCUACCUGGCGCUGUGGCAGGGGUGUUCGUAGGCCUUUUAACCCGGUGAGGAAUCAGUCUCUGCAUAUUUGAAACGUGCUGUAGUUAUUGAGUUCUCCCACUCAGGGAAACCUAAACAUUUCACACGACGACGCAGGAAAUCGAUUUAAAUGUUCAUUGUUCUUUUUUUCACAAUGGAAAGGACCGGGAAAUCCAAAUCCUACGCUGCUGGGGCCACUCUCUGAAAAUAUAUUUUAAAUUUAAAAUAUUUUGAUCGCUCACCUUCAACUACAAGUUAUUGAGGGAGCCUCAACUUAUUUAAAAUCCUUUUUCCCCCAAGCACUGCACAGACGUAAAACUGUGCACUUGGUUACAGCUGAGCGGCGUGAGUACCUGGCAGUACAUAACAUAGAAGUAAAAGUGUAGCAAGUCAACAUUACAGACAAAGCAAUUUCCUAAAUGUAAAGAAAACCAAGUUAUUGACGUACUCCAGAUUCCUGGAAUGUUAUUUGCAUCCUCUAGAGACAGUGUAGACGAUGGCGCCCAAAUUGUGGCACAAGAUUGCAAUCCAUUCUCAGUGAUGCCCAUUCAAAAUAGCCCCCCACUGCUGCAAAGGGGGUGGCUCUUCUGUGAGGCACAGUUGAAGGCACUUAAGAAAGCAUCAUUGCUUUUCUGCGGCAUCAUGCCCAGAAGUCAGAUAUACUGGGUUGACAACCCAAUUUGUGUGACCCUCCCCAUAAGCAAGGGAGGCGCACUGAACGUUGGGGAAACGUUCCGUUGCAUUUCAGCACUACAGCCUAUGUUAGAUUGUAGUUUACUGCAAAUGUUGGUUUUAACUUCUUCCUCUUUUCUUUUCUUUUUUUUAAUUUACUUGUCCAGCGAAUUGCACUUGAAUCUUGCCUCUAUCUGAUGCGGUCAUUUUCAAUGCCAAAGUUUUACAAUUAAAAAGAAAUAUUUCUUUUUA